AUGUGUUGGGACCUAUUUUCAGGGAGUCAGGAUUUGAUGGAGAAGGAGAAGGAGAAGGCGGAGGCAGAGAUGCUACUCGCUUGCGUAGGCGUGGGUGUUGGCGCACGUGCGCACACAAGCCAGGUUGUUUGCCGCUUGCCUGCUUGCUUGUCUGCGUGUGUGUUAGUGUCGGCGGCAGCGGCGGGAUACAUCAAAGCCGGACAGCCAAUGGACAGCAGAGACGUCCUCCUCGUUCUCGUUCUCUCGCCAGCAGCAGUGACGACGGUAGCGCCGACGGCAACAGCACAGCCCUCUCCGCUCACACAUCGGCCAGUCACUCCGCUCGAGUCGCGUGCUUCUGCGUCACGUCUAAAUUACGUGCGGACUAGCACCACCCUAAUAACGUCGUGUCGCGCCGCCACUGUUUCCCUGCCCGCAUGCGCAUACGCACGCACGAGAUGCUUGCGUGCCUAUCUCACGCCCCAUGCUAACCUACCCUCACCGCCAUCGCCUGUGCCCCACGCUUUCUCCUAG
Molecule: messenger RNA, 513 nt
Organism: Echinococcus granulosus
Lineage: Eukaryota; Metazoa; Platyhelminthes; Cestoda; Cyclophyllidea; Taeniidae
Exons: 3
Coding region: 1-513 (170 amino acids)
Source: RefSeq, a predicted model, not a curated record